AACCAGCUACCACGAACGGAUUCAUCAGCACUCUGUGCAACAAACUGAACAAUAACUCUGUCAAAAAUAGAAAGCCCAAUAAUUUUGACGGCCCAAAAAAAUCGCCGUUGCCGGGGAUCGAACCCGGGUCACCCGCGUGACAGGCGGGAAUACUUACCACUAUACUACAACGACCUUGUUGGCUUGUUUAGUUUAAUAACUUUCCUGUCCUCACAUUCUUGAGUUCAAGUAUCUCUCCAAUCAGCUAAUCGAGGAGGGUUUAUCUCGUUUAGGUUUUUCGCUCUGCUCACUGCAGGAAGCGUUCAAAAUCUGACUCUCCUCCGAUGGCGAAACCAUCCAGAGGCCGCCCUUCGCCGCCGUCGAGGUCUAUGUCCCGCUCCCGUUCAUCCUCCGGCUCGGACUCCAGCUCGCGCUCUGGUUCCCGUACGAGAUCUCCCUCGCGGUCAAGGUCGAUCUCCUCUUCUUCUCCGUCUCGCAGCGCCAGUUCCGGCAGCCGCAGUCCUCGUCCUCCACGAAAGAGCCCCGCUGAAGUAGCUAAACGAGGUCGCAGCCCGCCUGCACAAGUGAAGAAGGCAUCUCCGCCACCAAGGAAAGCUUCUCCAGUUCGCGAGUCUCUUACUCUUCAUGUUGACUCGCUGAGUAGGAAUGUGCAUGUUGGCCAUUUGAGAGAAAUAUUCAGUGUCUAUGGCGAAGUCGCGAAUGUGGAUCUUGCAAUGGACCGAGUUGUUAAUCUUCCUAGGGGAUUUGGAUACGUGGAGUAUAAGGUCAGAGCAGAUGCGGAGAAGGCUCUGUUACACAUGGACGGGGGGCAAAUUGAUGGUAAUAUUGUGCGAGUUCGUUUUACAUUACCUCCAAGACAACAAAAGGUUUCACCACCUGCAAAGCCUGUAGCCAGUGCUCCAAAAAGAGAUCUUCCAAAAAUUGAUGGUGCCAGUGCGGAUGUUGACAAGGAAGGACCAAAACGUCCACGAGAACUCUCUCCAAGAAGAAGAUCUCCUAUUGGCCGAAGAGGCGGAUCUCCUAGACGCCCACCACCAGAUUCACCUCCACCACGCAGGCGUCUUGAUUCUCCUCCUCGUCGCCGCGUGGACUCACCACCUUUUCGUCGGGGGGAGACCCCUCCAAGACGUAGGCCUGCGUCCCCAGGGGCUAAAGGUCGUUCGUCUUCUCCUCCACCAAGGCGAUAUAGGUCCCCUCCAAGGAACUCUCCCAGGAGAAUACGUGGAAGUCCAGUUCGCAGGCGUUCUCCUCUACCGCCAAGAAGGCGGUCGCCACCUCCUAGACGUGCCCGAUCUCCUCCAAGAAGGUCUCCUCUCCGUAGACGAAGCCGCUCACCAAUUCGUCGGCCUCUACGCUCGCGAUCUAGAUCGCUCUCUCCUCGGAGAGGCCGAGGACCAGCUGCAAGACGUGGAAGGUCAUCAUCUUACUCUGAUUCGCCUAGCCCAGUGCGCAAGGUGGCUCGUAAGAUCUCAAGGAGCCGCAGUCCUAAAAGGCCCUUGAGGGGUAGAAGCAGCAGUAACAGCAGCAGCAGCAGUUCACCACCUCGAAAGCCAUAGGCUCUUCAUUCUUGUUAGUUUUGUUACCAUGUUUUUCGGGCUUUAGUUGCAUCUAUGGUAUUUUGGUUUGGUGAAAUGAUGGAUAUCGACUCUCCUUAGCUCUAGUUUCUGAUCGGCAUAUUGUAAUCAUAUUGUAUGUUACUCCAUUUGCUAGUCUCUGUUACUUUUUGGAAUUCGUUAGUUUGUAUUAGAAUCGCGGCGGAUUUACCUAUUUGUACACUUUCAUCGUUCGUUGCUUGCUCCUGAAUUCAUGCUAUCGAGUUGGUCAUAGAACCACCAGGUAGUCAGGUAGAUCGAUGAGCCAAGUUUGUACCUGUCGUCAAACAAGAGAGUUAUCUUGUAAUAAUGUGAGGAUGACGAACUAUUUUCGCAUCUCCUAUCAACAUUAUCAUUAUGUUUUAUAAGCGUUGGGCAAUGCCAUAACUUCUAAACUAGAGGUUCCAUAGUAAGUUAAAUAUCCAGAGUGUGUUGAUGAAAUAAGACGAUACUUGGGUGUCGCUCAUGCUGUCAUGCAUAAUUAGGCAGAGCUAGUUUGUCAAAAUCGGGAGGAGAAAAUCAACAUCUAUAAACUCAAUAUUUUCUCGAUCUUGUAAAUAGCUCAAUAAUUGUGUGAUAUACUCAAUUUUGUAAAUAGCUCAUUAUUGAGAGAUGUGAUUCUAUUUGUUCUUUUUCUUUACCGACUAUUUUUUGUUAUUUUCUUGAUCUUGUAAAUAGCUCAAUAAUUGUGUGAUAUACUCAAUUUUGUAAAUAGCUCAUUAUUGAGAGAUGUGAUUCUAUUUGUUCUUUUUCUUUACCGACUAUUUUUUGAGUUGUUAAGUAAGUUAUUAAUCAUUUCAAAUGAAGUGAUGUAAAUUGC
This is a messenger RNA of Linum trigynum, 2412 nucleotides long. Lineage: Eukaryota; Viridiplantae; Streptophyta; Magnoliopsida; Malpighiales; Linaceae. The record is from the annotation of a GenBank genome assembly.